GUUUGUUAGUGUCAGUGGCCUUAGAGACAGCCACGCAACGUUCAGUACGCUCUGCCACUUGCCCGUGCCCCUGCUGUCCUGCUCAGUGUGCCGCUCAUGUAGAGAGAGCGCACAGCGCAUCCCAGCCAGUUCUCCUCCUCUUCACUCUCGUUCACAUCAGGAUGGAUUUGCCCCGCUAAGAGCGCACAAGUCCACUUCGGCAGCUGGCAAGUUUGAGUGAGAUCCAGAGCAGUCCUGUACUCUAUCUCAGACAUUAAUUUUUGUCUUCUCUUUAAUUUCGGAGUCGUGAAAUUAAGAAAAUGAUAGCAGCUCGACUAUGUCCACGGGCUGUCCUCCUGCUCUGCUUCAUCUCUUCCGCCACCUGCAACACGUUCGCGUUCACCGAGGAGCCCUUCGACAGAGCCGUGAAGGCGGACAGCUACUGCAGUCGGGUUUUACGGGCUCAGAGCAAUCGGAAGGAGACCAACAACGAGUUUCAACUCCAGGUUGAGGGGGAGCCUGAGCGGUACCAGCCGGGCAGCACAUACAGAGUGAGUCUGACUGCAACCAGCCCGUCUUACUUUAGAGGAUUUACUCUCAUUGCCCUGAAGGAAGGUGCAGAAGGAGACAAGGAUGAAGACUAUGCUGGGAAUUUCCAGAUAAUUGACGAGGAAGAAACACAGUUCAUGACCAAUUGCCCCCCUGCAGUGACAGAGAGCACUCCUCGCAGGCGGAGCAAUAUCCAGGUUUUUUGGACUGCGCCCCCAAGUGGCACCGGCUGUGUUCUUCUAAAGGCAAGCAUUGUACAGAAGAGAAUUAUCUAUUUUCAGGAUGAAGGUGCACUGACGAAGCGAAUGUGUGAGAAAGAAUCCUUGUAUGGAGACGGCACAGAUAAGCCUUUACUUGAUUGUUGUGCCUGUGGAACAGCAAAGUACAGAGUCACCUUCUAUGGGAACUGGUCAGAGAAGAUUCACCCCAAAGACUUUCCUCGUCGCACCAAUCACUGGUCAGCCAUCAUCGGUGCCUCCCACUCAAAGAAUUAUGUUCUCUGGGAAUUUGGUGGCUUAGCAAGCAAAGGAGUUAAACAGGUAGCUGAGUUGGGCUCACCAGUCAAAAUGGAGGAAGAGAUCAGACAAAAGGGUGAUGAAGUCCUGACAGUCAUCAAGAUGAAGGCUCAGUGGCCGGCCUGGCAGCCUCUUAAUGUGCGCGCUGCCCCCUCGGCUGAAUUCUCUGUGGACCGAAGCCGCCACCUUAUGUCUUUCCUAACCAUGAUGGGACCGAGUCCAGACUGGAACGUGGGACUGUCUGCUGAGGACCUGUGUACCAAAGAGUGUGGUUGGGCCCAGAGGGUGGUCCAGGAUCUGAUCCCAUGGGAUGCCGGAACUGAUAGCGGUGUGUCGUAUGAGGCUCCCAACAAUCCAACUUCACCCCCGGACAAAAUCCGUCCUCUUACCAGUCUGGAUCACCCUCAAAGCCCGUUUUAUGAUCCCGAGGGAGGUGCCAUCACCUCUGUGGCCAGGGUCAUAGUGGAGCGUAUCGCCAGAAAGGGUGAGCAGUGCAACAUUGUUCCGGACAAUGUUGAUGACAUUGUAGCAGACAUUGCCCAGGAGGAAAAAGAGGAAGAUGAUACUCCAGAAACCUGCAUCUACUCCAACUGGUCUCCAUGGUCUGCCUGCAGUUCAGCCACCUGUGAGAAGGGGAAGCGGAUGAGGCAGAGGAUGCUGAAGGCCCAGCUGGACCUGAGUGUCCCCUGCCCACAUACUCAGGAUUUUGAGCCGUGUAUGGGGCCUGGAUGCAGUGAUGAAGAUGCCUCCACCUGUAUGAUGUCUGAAUGGAUCACAUGGUCUCCAUGUAGUGUUUCCUGUGGGACAGGCACACGCUCCCGAGAACGUUAUGUCAAACAGUUCCCUGAUGACGGCUCAGUGUGCACUUUGCCCACACAGGAGAAUGAGAACUGUGUGGUGAAUGAAGACUGCUCUCCCAGCAGUUGCCUGGUUACUGAGUGGGGUGAAUGGGAUGUCUGCAGUGCUACUUGUGGUCUUGGCAUGAAGAGGAGAGAGCGCAUGGUGAAGAUGCCUCCUGCAGAUGGCUCCAUUUGUGGUGCAGAGGUUCUAGAGGUUGAGAAGUGCAUGAUGCCAGAAUGUCAUACUAUACCAUGCUUGUUGACUCCGUGGUCUGAGUGGAGUGACUGCAGCGUUACAUGCGGGAAGGGUUUGAGAACACGACAGCGUAUGCUUAAAUCCCCUGUGGAACUUGGAGAAUGUACAGAGGAGUUGGAACAGGUGGAGAAAUGCAUGUUACCAGAGUGUCCCAUAGACUGCAUCAUGUCAGAUUGGACUGAAUGGUCAGAGUGCAACAAGUCCUGUGGUAAAGGUCACACUAUCCGGACUCGCAUUGUCACCAUGGAGCCCCAGUUUGGUGGAGACUCCUGUACUGAAACAAUCCAGAGGAAGAAGUGUAAAAUUAGGAAGUGCAGUCGAGGACAAGCCAACAGUGAUGAGAAGAGACGACGCAAGGAGCAGCGUGAAAAACAGAGGAGCAAACAGGGCAGAGUUGAGAGUGCCUCUGAGCAUCCAGGUUGCAGAAUGAGGCCCUGGUCCAGCUGGACAGAAUGCACCAAGCUCUGUGGUGGAGGCAUACAGGAACGACUUAUGACUGUGAAGCAGAAGUUUAAGACUGCCCAGCUGUCCAGUUGCAAGGACAGAAAAGAGAUCAGGGCAUGUAAUGUCCAACCCUGCUAAGAUGUAUCAAUGGGAGGAAGGCUGAAACAGGAAGAGACGCGGUCUGAGAAGAAGAUGACAGAGCACACUGUCGCACAAUGAUCCAAUGCACUCUGUUUAGGGCUGAAACAACUGUCUUGAAUCUGUACAUGUAAAUCCAGAGCUCAGGUCAUUUGUUAUGAAAAUAGAAAAUGAACUUUAUGAUCUCUCUGGAAAUCUGUUGAUUCAACUUUGUUCAAUCCGCUGUGCUUCAAAAACUAGCUCUGACACACAUAUAUCUCUUUUGCAGCAUUACUGUAAACUU
This is a messenger RNA of Gambusia affinis (western mosquitofish), 3003 nucleotides long. RefSeq names its product spondin 1a (gene spon1a). Gene Ontology annotation, biological process: cell adhesion. The coding region runs from base 300 to 2720 and encodes 806 amino acids. Gene Ontology annotation, cellular component: extracellular matrix. The transcript is spliced from 16 exons. The record is from RefSeq and is a predicted model, not a curated record. Lineage: Eukaryota; Metazoa; Chordata; Actinopteri; Cyprinodontiformes; Poeciliidae.